Messenger RNA from Pongo pygmaeus (Bornean orangutan), 1077 nucleotides. RefSeq names its product taste 2 receptor member 42 (gene TAS2R42). The coding region runs from base 23 to 1009 and encodes 328 amino acids. Gene Ontology annotation, biological process: sensory perception of taste; G protein-coupled receptor signaling pathway. Lineage: Eukaryota; Metazoa; Chordata; Mammalia; Primates; Hominidae. Gene Ontology annotation, molecular function: bitter taste receptor activity; G protein-coupled receptor activity. Gene Ontology annotation, cellular component: membrane. The record is from RefSeq and is a predicted model, not a curated record. The transcript has a single exon.
UGGUUUGAUUGUAAAUUUAUUAAUGAUACAAAGUAUUAAAAGCUUGGAUUUUUUGUCUCUAGAAAUGCCCACUGAAUUGGAUAAAAUCUUUCUGAUUCUGGCAAUAGUGGAAUUCAUCAUCGGCCUGCUGGGGAAUGUGUUCAUUGGCCUGGUAAACUGCUCCGAAGGGAUCAAGAACCAAAAGGUCUUCUCAGCUGACUUCAUCCUCACCUGCUUGGCUAUCUCCACAAUUGGACAACUCUUGGUGAUACUGUUUGAUUCAUUUCUAGUGGGACUUGCUUCACAUUUAUAUACCACAUAUAGACUAGGAAAACUUGUUAUUUUGCUUUGGCACAUGACUAAUCACUUGACAACCUGGCUUGCCACCUGCCUAAGCAUUUUCUAUUUCUUUAAGAUAGCCCACUUCCCCCACUCCCUUUUCCUCUGGCUGAGGUGGAGGAUGAACGGAAUGAUUGUUAUGCUUCGUACAUUGUCUUUGUUCUUACUGAUUUUUGACAGUUUAGUGCUAGAAUUAUUUAUUGAUAUCUCACUCAAUAUAAUAGAUAAAAGUAAUCUGACUUUAUAUUUCGAUGAAAGUAAAACACUCUAUGAUAAACUCUCUAUUUUAAAAACUCUUCUUAGCUUGACCAGUUUUAUCCCCUUUUCUCUGUCCCUGACCUCAUUGCUUUUUUUAUUUCUGUCCUUGGUGAGACAUACUAGAAAUUUGAAGCUCAGUUCCUUGGGCUCUAGAGACUCCAGCACAGAGGCCCAUAGGAGGGCCAUGAAAAUGGUGAUGUCUUUCCUUUCCCUCUUCAUAGUUCAUUUUUUUUCCUUACAAGUGGCCAAUUGGAUAUUUUUUAUGUCGUGGAACAACAAGUACAUAAAGUUUGUCAUGUUAGCCUUAAAUGCCUUUCCCUCGUGCCACUCAUUUAUUCUCAUUCUGGGAAACAGCAAGCUGCGACAGACAGCUGUGAGGCUACUGUCGCAUCUCAGAAACUAUACAAAAACAUCAAACCCUUUACCUUUGUAGACAGACUUUCCGGAAGCUUUUCUAAGAGAAUAACUCAACGAGGAUGAACUUAGGGAUCACUUCCACUU